Musa acuminata AAA Group (dessert banana) is the source of this 1350-nucleotide messenger RNA. Its product is annotated as protein CCA1-like. The record is from RefSeq and is a predicted model, not a curated record. The coding region runs from base 1 to 1350 and encodes 449 amino acids. The transcript has 3 exons. Lineage: Eukaryota; Viridiplantae; Streptophyta; Magnoliopsida; Zingiberales; Musaceae.
AUGGAUUUCCACGAAAGUCUGGUGCAGGAAGCUCUCGCACCUCAUGAAACAACAAGUGGGAAGCCAUUAAAAUCAAUAUCACCAAGCACAAAUAAAGUAAUGGACAUCAAAGUUAGCUGCUUUGACCAGAAAUUCAUGAUGGCACAGAAGCUGCAAAAUGAAGAGAUUUCAGAAGAUCGUAGUCACUCGGAAGUUGUUAAUAUCUUCCAAGAUACGGUGCCUGCUUCCAUCUCUUCUGUAAACAAGGGCUCUUCCAAUUAUAGAAAAUAUACUAAAUUCUUAUCCACAGAGGAAAUGGAAGAUAAGAUUGCAAUUAACAAAUCCUUGAACAAGGAGCCAAGUGAAAAGGGCAAAUCCUUGAGUGGAAAGGAAACAGGCGUUCAAGGAGAUUGUAUAUAUCCACAUAUCAAUUUAGUCUUAGGAAAUGGUGCAAGUACGUCAGUGUUUCAAGGUUUAACCUCAAAGAAUACUGUAAAAGGGGAUCAAACCCACCCAAAGAAACCUGCUACACAUAUUAUUGGCAGAAAUGGUAAAAGCAUGGACACUGAAGAUUCAGAUGAUCGAAACCCUACUGCAGUAACUGGCCAAGUCGGGGAUCAUGCAAAUGCUAACCCAUCCAUGAACCCUAUAGCGUUUGCGAUACCAGUACAGAAUGUAUCGAUAAUUCGUUCUGUGCAUCAUCCAUUUCCAGCCUUCACACAUUUGACUCACUUCCAGAGCAGUCAAGAUGCUUAUAGGUCAUUCCUAAACAUCUCAUCUACAUUUUCAAGUCUUAUUGUUUCUACAUUGUUACAAAAUCCAGCAGUUCAUGCUGCAGCAAGCAUGGCAGCAUCUUUAUGGCCAUCUGCGGAGGCGGAGACCUCCCUUCGGUCAACUGCUGAAUUCCUAGCUGGAGAAAUUCCAGGAAGGCAUAUGAAUCCAACUCCAAGCUUGGAGGCAAUUGCUGCUGUUACAGUUGCAGUUGCAGCUGCAUGGUGGGCAGCUCAGGGCCUCUUGCCAUACUCAUAUGAUAGUGGAAGAGGUGAGAACUCAAGUGAGCUUAAAGGCACUAGGUCCGACAAGUUCACACCAUCGGUAUUCAUUGGAUUUCAUAGUUCAGAUAAGGCAAGGAAUAAGAAGAAACAGGAUUGUUCCUCUUGUGGAUCAAACACACCAUCAAGCAGUGAAGUAGAAAUGAAUACCAUAGAGAAACAUGAGAAAGUAGAUGGUGAGGCUAAAGAAGCGUAUUCCAGUGACUCUGCAGCUUGCAAGAUCAACAACCGCAGGUUCAUAAUUGGUGGAAACAUGAAUGAGUCCUGGAAGGAGGUGUCUGAAGAGGUUGCAAUGAAAAAUUUUCAUCGCUAUGUCUAA